Molecule: messenger RNA, 2673 nt
Organism: Calliphora vicina (urban bluebottle blowfly)
Lineage: Eukaryota; Metazoa; Arthropoda; Insecta; Diptera; Calliphoridae
Product: transient receptor potential cation channel protein painless-like
Exons: 3
Coding region: 1-2673 (890 amino acids)
Biological process (GO): monoatomic ion transport; transmembrane transport
Cellular component (GO): membrane
Molecular function (GO): protein binding; monoatomic ion channel activity
Source: RefSeq, a predicted model, not a curated record
AUGAAGAAUUAUUAUAAUCCUGUUAAGCUAACAAGAUGUUAUGUUAAUCCUCAAACAAAACUGUCCAAUGCUUUAAUCAAACGUGAUAUAACGGAAUUUCGUGAGGCCUUAAAUAUUGGUGCAAAUGCCCAGGCAAAUAAUAAUCAUAAUUUAAGUACCUUUGAAAAAGCUCUACAAACGCCUGGUUGUUCGGAAUUUGUGAAGGAAUGUUUGCGCUCAGGUUGUUAUGCAAAUUAUGUCAAUAAAUUUUAUAAAAAAGCUGCCAUUAACUUUGCGUCCGAUUCCCGAGAUCCCCAAAAUUUAACAGAACUUUUAAGCUCUCCCGGUGUCGAAACUGAUUAUAAGUAUUCUGGUUUAACACCUCUGAACUCUUUGGCUAAAAAAAUUAACAAUGAAAAUGCCAACAAUGUAAUAGAGUGUAUGAAAAUAUUACUGAGUUAUGGCGCCUCUCCCAAUGAACCCGAUAAGACACAUAUGACCCCACUGCAUAAUGUGAUAAAAAAUCAUAAACUUAAUGGUUUGCAGAAAUAUGAACUCGUACAAUUGUUUUUGUCUCUAGCCAAUAUUGAUAUUGAUUCUUGUGGAGAGGGUGAGUUAAGAAGAGUAUUAGAAAGGAAGUAUCCUCUUAUAGAGUUGCCAGGUCGGAAGGUGAACAAUUUAAUAACUUCUCAUAUAGAAUUGUUAUUGAGUCACAUAAAGAGUAAUAAUAUGGAUAUGUUUAAACAACAGUAUACUGAUAACUCCCGGAAUAGCAGCCAAGAUGAAGAGUUGCAAUUGUUGGUGACAGCCAUAGAGAAAGGCGCCCAUACUGCCUUGGAUUUAAUUUUGGCCAAUGGCAAUGUAGAUUACAACAGCACCGUUAAUGGGAAUAACACUCCCAUAGAAAUAGCCUGGAUGAAUGGCAAUUGUUAUGCCUUGGAAAAGCUUCUACAGCAGCCCGAUAUAAAAAUUCGACCCGAUGAUCAUCCCUUAAGUACCAUUGUGUGCAAAUUAAAUGAAAAACCAGUGCAAGAGUUUUGCAACUAUUGGAAGUGUUUUUAUAUGUUACUGAAUUCUGAUAUAAUCGAUAUAAAUGACACCGAUUCAACCAAAUUCACCGCUCUACAUUAUGCCGUCAAAUAUCGCAACAAUAAGGCAGUCAAAGAACUUUUGAAUACAGGAGCCUGCAUUUGUCUGGGAAAUAAGUCGUAUGAGUUGCCUUUGAAUGGCAUGAAACCUUCGGUGUGGGAAGAACACUUAGAUGACUGUGUAUCCUCUAGUGAUCAUAAGUUAGAUGAUAAAGACUUUGAAAUACGGAUCAGUUUGAAGAAUUUCAUGUCUACCACGCAAAAGGGUAAGAAACAUUUGAAAGAGUUUUUAGUGCCUAUAGCAUUUAUGGCCAAUUCCAAGGAAUAUCGUUACUUAUUGCAACAUCCAGUCAUAACCAGUAUUUUAUAUCUCAAAUGGCAUAAACUUUCUUUAAUAUUUUAUAUAAACUUCCUGGCUUACAUGCUCUUUGCCAUCUCUAUUCUUUCACAUACUGUUUUGAAAUUCCGUCAGAUUGAUCUUGAAUUAGCUCGAAUUAUAUCAAGAUAUUGUUCCUAUUUGGGUAUUUCGUAUUUGAUCGGGAGAGAAUGUAUACAGUUCAUACUGUCUCCCUUGAAAUAUAUAAAAUCUGUUACCAAUUAUUUAGAAAUAUUGUUAAUAAUACUGUCCAUACUGACUUGUCAAGAUUCUAAUGAAAACUUGGAGUUGCAACGUAAUUUGGCGGUGGCGUGUAUUCUACUCUUGGCCUACGAGUUGGUUUUAUUGGUGGGCUCGUUGCCCAUCUCAUCCAUUUCUACCCAUAUGCUAAUGCUGGAAGCUGUAUGCAUUAGUUUCGUUAAAAGUUUUGUUUUUUACUCUAUAUUUAUAUUCACAUUUGCUCUGAGUUUCUACAUCAAAAGUGAUAAUCAGGGGGAGAAAAGCGAUGAAGAAUUUCAUAAAUUUUCUGAUCCUUUGGUGGCCUUUUCCAAAACUAUUGUUAUGUUUACCGGAGAAUUUGAUGCUGGCGCCUUAAAUCUUGAUACUGUCUACAACUACUUGCUUUUUCUCUCCUUCGUCUUCUUCAUGACCAUCAUUUUGUUCAAUCUACUCAAUGGUUUGGCCGUAAGCGACACUCAGGCUAUUAAAGAUCAAGCUGAAUUGAAUGAAAUCAUCUGUCGCACCCAACUGCUUUUCCGUUAUGAAGAGGCUGGCAAUUUUAGGUUUUUACUUAAUCGCCAACCAUUUAGUUCAAUAUGUAAACUUCUAGAAAAAAAAUUUCCGGACUACACGACCGAUGUUCAAAUCUCAAUUAUGCCCAAUGAUAAAAAUAAAGUUGUGGGUCCUAAAACCAUCAGAAAAUUGCCUGUGGUGCAAGUUAAGAAUUUGGAAAAUGGUACAAAUGCUGUUGUGAAUCUUCCGGAAAGCGAUUAUGACGAUGAUGAUGACGAUAAUGAUGCUAGUAAGAUAAAUAAAUAUUUUAAGUAUUGGUUUAGGAUCAUUAAGCACUGCUCAAGAAUUGAUGAACGUACAGUCAAUCAAGCCAUGCUGGUUUUGCAAAAGAAAUCUAAUGAAAGCAUAGAGAGCCGUUUGGAGGGAAUGGUGGAGAACCAAAAAAAAAUUAUGAAUUUUUUUAAAAUAGAUGACUCAGAAACAACUAAAUGGAAAUAA